Messenger RNA from Homo sapiens (human), 3552 nucleotides. RefSeq names its product prolylcarboxypeptidase (gene PRCP). The record is from RefSeq and is marked reviewed. The transcript has 10 exons. The coding region runs from base 29 to 1582 and encodes 517 amino acids. Gene Ontology annotation, cellular component: lysosome; basal part of cell; extracellular region. Gene Ontology annotation, molecular function: metallocarboxypeptidase activity; carboxypeptidase activity; serine-type carboxypeptidase activity. Lineage: Eukaryota; Metazoa; Chordata; Mammalia; Primates; Hominidae. Gene Ontology annotation, biological process: angiotensin maturation; proteolysis.
ACCCGCACUGCAGUCUCCAGCCUGAGCCAUGGGCCGCCGAGCCCUCCUGCUCCUGCUUCUGUCUUUUCUGGCGCCCUGGGCCACCAUAGCCCUCCGGCCGGCCUUAAGGGCCCUCGGCAGCCUACACUUGCCAACCAACCCCACAUCCCUCCCGGCUGUAGCCAAGAACUAUUCGGUUCUCUACUUCCAACAGAAGGCCCUUGCUGCUGGGCAGUUGCACAUAUGUAUUAUCCAACUAAAUCAUUACAAGACUCCUCUGGUUGAUCAUUUUGGAUUUAAUACUGUGAAAACUUUUAAUCAGCGGUACCUAGUAGCUGAUAAAUACUGGAAGAAAAAUGGUGGAUCAAUACUUUUCUACACUGGUAAUGAAGGGGACAUUAUCUGGUUUUGUAAUAACACGGGGUUCAUGUGGGAUGUGGCUGAGGAACUGAAAGCUAUGUUGGUGUUUGCUGAACAUCGAUACUAUGGAGAGUCUCUCCCCUUUGGUGACAACUCAUUCAAGGAUUCCAGACACUUGAAUUUCCUGACAUCAGAACAAGCUCUGGCUGAUUUUGCAGAGUUAAUCAAACACUUGAAAAGAACAAUCCCAGGAGCUGAAAAUCAACCUGUCAUUGCCAUAGGAGGCUCCUAUGGUGGCAUGCUUGCCGCCUGGUUUAGGAUGAAAUAUCCUCAUAUGGUAGUUGGAGCUCUUGCAGCUUCUGCCCCUAUCUGGCAGUUUGAGGAUUUAGUACCUUGUGGUGUAUUUAUGAAGAUCGUAACUACAGAUUUUAGGAAAAGCGGUCCACAUUGUUCAGAGAGCAUCCACAGGUCCUGGGAUGCCAUUAAUCGACUCUCAAAUACUGGCAGUGGUUUGCAGUGGCUUACUGGAGCCCUUCACUUAUGCAGCCCAUUAACUUCUCAGGACAUCCAACAUUUGAAAGACUGGAUCUCUGAAACCUGGGUGAAUCUGGCAAUGGUGGACUAUCCUUAUGCCUCUAACUUUUUACAGCCUUUGCCUGCUUGGCCUAUCAAGGUAGUGUGCCAGUAUUUGAAAAAUCCCAAUGUAUCUGAUUCACUGCUGCUGCAGAAUAUUUUCCAAGCUCUGAAUGUAUAUUACAAUUAUUCGGGCCAGGUGAAAUGCCUGAAUAUUUCAGAGACAGCAACUAGCAGUCUGGGAACACUGGGUUGGAGCUAUCAGGCCUGCACAGAAGUAGUCAUGCCCUUUUGUACUAAUGGUGUCGAUGACAUGUUUGAACCUCACUCAUGGAACUUAAAGGAACUUUCUGAUGACUGUUUUCAACAGUGGGGUGUGAGACCAAGGCCCUCCUGGAUCACUACUAUGUAUGGAGGCAAAAACAUUAGUUCACACACAAACAUUGUUUUCAGCAAUGGUGAACUAGACCCCUGGUCAGGAGGUGGAGUAACUAAGGAUAUCACAGACACUCUGGUUGCAGUCACCAUCUCAGAGGGGGCCCACCACUUAGAUCUCCGCACCAAGAAUGCCUUGGAUCCUAUGUCUGUGCUGUUAGCCCGCUCCUUGGAAGUUAGACAUAUGAAGAAUUGGAUCAGAGAUUUCUAUGACAGUGCGGGAAAGCAGCACUGAGAAACUUUUGAUUGUUUUCAAUUUCUUCUUUUAUGUUCACACCACCACAUUCCCAUUCACUUUGAUUUUCUACAUGUAAUUACCUUCUUUUGUUUAUCAUUAGAUUUGAUGGGGCCAAAGUUGAGAUAGAAUAGAGGGUGAUGACGGUAAGAGCAAGUGUCCCAUGAAUGUGAUUUCCUGGGUUCUCACUGUCUUUGCACCACGUCUAGGAAGAAUCUUCUUGAUAGCUCUCCCACACCAUCAGUGGCCCUCAUAACUGGAGUAGAGUUCCUGGUUGCUUUUCAUAAGAGGGAGAGUUACUUUCUUUGUAUCUCUGCAAGCAGAGAUUUCUCUUUGGUUUUGAGGUUGAAGUGUCUUUGGCCCAUUUGUAAGUCCCCAUCCCUACCCUACACAAAGUAAAAGCAGAAGAUAGAUAAAAAAUGAUGUAAUUGCAGCUGGUAGGAUGUCUGGUGCCAAUCCAGGAAGUGAGAGCCAUUUCUUUUGUACCGGAUUUAAUGACUUUGAACUGUGCUGUAAAUAAAUAAUACAGCUGGACCUUAUACCUGUGUGUUGCUUCUGAAGCUCACUUCAACUCCGGCUGAUGGAAAUGCUGUGUGCACUGGGCUUAGCUGUUUUUGGAAAGUCCUUUAAUUUUUUCUCUUCCACUUGGCAGCUUUUCUUAGUUCUGGGAUGUUGGCCACUGUGGUACUGCCAGUAAGAAAUCUGGCCUUUUUCUGCUCCAUUUCUCUUUGUUUCUAAGGUCAGUUUUAAUUUGUUUGAAUUCUGCCAGUUUAGGAAAAUGACUCUGUUUUGUCUUUUUAAAUCUGAGCAAGCUUUAUGCUGUAGUCACUAAUUAUAUUUCAGUAAGAAGCCUUUAAAAAUUGAUGAAUCAGCUAUUCCAAAAGUAGAAUAUAGUAAUAUUCAGCUUUUAAAUUUUUAAAAUUUUAUUUUCUGAUAGUUGUUACUGCUGUCAUUAAAACCAGAAGUGUUAGACACUAACAGGCAGGUGCACAAGAACUUUUCUGUAUGACUUCCAAAAGACAAGCUGACUAAUUCAUGCAGGCAGCAUAUUUGACAUUAAUAAAUGGCCAAGCCAUUCCUAUUUCCAAGGGGUUGGCUUCUUUCAAGCAGUUCUUACACUGAGACCUUUCUUCAGAGAGCUUUUCUAGGAUAACAAAUAGGGUUGGAUCAAAACCUUUCAGGGACACAGAGAGACAGAGAGAGAGAGACUAACAGUUUCUACUCUGUUGAAAGAUUUCUUCCUCCUUGUUUCUUUUCAUUUUCUCUCAAUAAUUUUUUUUUCUUCACCCUGCCUUGGGAACAUUUUCUGCUUUUAAAAAACUGUACCUUGAGCUUGAUCAUUUUUAUGGCAUUUUUUUUUUUUAAGGGCAUAUAUAGAGUUCAUUCUUGGGAUGGAAAGCUGAAAUAUUUCCUUUACUUUCCCUGGCAUCUGGGAGAUACAGGAAAAUCUUUGUCUUAUUUUGGGAGCCUUCAGUUCUCAUUGUAAUGAGUUGUCUAUCAAAGCAUUUGGUAACUAUUUUGUUUCAGCAUCACAGAACAAUCGAUUUGGGUGGGAAUUUAAGGGCCAAAACAAUACUAGUUUUUAUUCUUUGUCAACUAAGAAAUUAAAUAAUGCAGGGUUUAUGGGCUCAAUAGAGGAUAUUCUUACAAUUUAUUUUACGAUUUUAGGGUUUUUCCCUUGUGUAGAAUCUUUAAAAUACUUUGCCAUUUUAUUUGAUGUUGAUUAUUUGGAUGAGUUACAUUAUUCUGAAGAAACAAACUGCAAAAAAUAGAAUUUUUUGGCAAGCAUAAUUGUAUCCUAUUACUGUAUGCAUUUUAGGAAUAUAGAUAGCAGCCUUAAUUGAAGUGAGUAUAAUUAUAAUAUGCUAAGGUUUAAUUUUAACAUGAAAAAGAAUUGGAGUGUCAGAUAAGCCUUAUUAUUUAAAGCAUCCCUCUAAUAAAACUGCACUUUUUACUGACAGGGAAAGAGA